AUGCCUCAUUGGCAUCGCGGGGACUCGAGUCCUAGCGCACAAGUUUCACAGGUCGAGCAAGAGAAUCGCGACGAGCUCAGUGCGCUGACUCUGUUGUACCAAGAUCAGAGUGAACUGCAUCUGACCCUCGCAGAGCGGGUGAUUAUCAAAGAAGCUUACCAGCUUGCUAUUCGGGGCGAUCUUGUUGGCGCUCGAAGGCAUCUGGACAUGCAUCACUUGGUUCCCUCGAGCUUGUUCAGAGCGCUUUCGGACGAGAACAUGAUCAAGCGUAUCUUCACGACCGAUUCCCAAGAACCUUUCGAAGGCGUGGAUUUCGACCACAUGUCGCCACUCAUGAAAAGCGUCUUCCGACAACAAGUUCAAGAUUUCCAAUCCAAACUGCGGGCCGAUCACCAUCGAAACAAGGGAUCCAUCCUUGCCAACGACAGAUACGAGGCACCAGAGCCUCGAGCAUUUACGCCUCUCCAAAAACUCACCGCCCAUUACAGCAUCCCCAAACAUUCGGAUCUCGUCCAACAUCGACCUGAAGGGACGGUCAUCUUCUAUGGAUUGAACGGUGCAGGCACCAAAAGGCUGCGUCUCGGCACUACACCCAAUGUUGCCGACACCUUGUCCUCGGUACGUCUCUCCGGAGGGAGGUUGCUCGCGGAUCGGGCGACUUGGAAGAAAAUGGGUAUGAGAAUGCUUUUCGCCCAAUCCCCAAAGGUGGCGUAUGGCAUCGUAGAGUCGAGCAUCUUCAAGGGCUUCUUUCCGUGGCUGCCAGAAGCAGAUGCUGAGAAGCUGCGCGACGGUACGGUGGCAAUGAUCGAGGUGCAGAAGGAGGAGUUUGGUUAUUCCUACAAGCUGUUUUCAGUGUUCGAUACGACCUUAUUCCGAGGGCUGCUUGCUGAGGUCGAACACGUUGGGGCAAGGAUCGCACGGUGA
Pseudozyma hubeiensis SY62 is the source of this 924-nucleotide messenger RNA. RefSeq lists its product as hypothetical. The transcript has a single exon. The record is from RefSeq and is a predicted model, not a curated record. NCBI's taxonomy places the organism in Eukaryota, Fungi, Basidiomycota, Ustilaginomycetes, Ustilaginales, Ustilaginaceae. Bases 1 to 924 code for a protein of 307 amino acids.